AUGGACAUCACUGGUGCUAAACUUCUCACCGGUUCUGUGUUCUUCCUUGUUGCCGUGUGUUUCUCAUUCUUGCCACUAUGUGCCAUCAGAUGGUACUUACGGAGGCGGGGAUGUACUCUAAAACAUCCCGGUGCUGGGCAACCAAUGUUACUUGUUCAGUGCCUGUACUCUCUGGCCUCUGGCGUUCUCAUAGGGACGUGUCUGAUUCACCUGCUCCCAGAGAGUUUGGAAACUUUCCAGAAGGCAAUCAGCUCCAGCCCUCCACAGAAUACCAGCAAGCAUGCUGGAAGGGGCAGGUUCAAUUCUACAGACAAUGAAAGUUCUGCGGAGGAUUUAGACACAGAUAAUUAUCCGGUAGCUGAGCUGCUGGUGGCUUUAGGGUUCAUCGCCGUCUACAUGCUGGACAAUGGACUGAAAUCAUGCUCCAAAGAAAGGGCCACAACUGAUUACAUUGAGAGUGAGAUCGUAGACGAGGAUGUUGUGUUUCUGACACCAGAUGAAUCCAGUUCUGACCAAAACACAGAAGCACGAGACGCUCAUUGCUGCCAGAAUAAGCGAGGCUCUGGGCGCAGACAUGGACAUAUCUUCUCACAGCUGCACCACAUGCUGGCGGCAGUUAGUUUCAAAAUGCCAAGAUCAACAGUGCCUUACACAAAAGUUGGGCAGACGGACGGAGAGGCCGGAGAGGAACGGCUUCCUGCCAUCUUAGAACUAGACAGUACAGACCCCGACUGCGUGAACACCACUUUACCCAAUGGGCCGUUAGAUUCCGUGGCAGAUGUUAGAAUAUCCGAGAGAGAUUCGACCAUGUUUCCCCCAGGCCCACGAACCACCGCAAACAAAGCGCAGGAGUCGACACAGUCGAAGCACCUGAGAUCUGCAGCUCUGGUAGCGGCUCUUUGUGUUCAUGGGUUCUUUGAUGGCAUCGUCGUUGGUCUGCAGACGUCGGUAUCUGUUGUUCUGUCGUUAGCAUUUGCUAUCUCCUUGCACAAAAGCUUCGUGUGUGUAGGACUAUCACUGAGUUUGCUACGUAUGGGCGAGAAGAGCACUUCCCCUCUCAGCACCUGUGUGUCUGUGCUUCUGUUCGCCCUGUCAUCGCCUGUUGGAGUUUUGGUCAGCGGCAGUUUCAUGCAACAAAUGUUUGAGCAGACAGGAAAUGGCGGGACCUCUAUGAUACCAGCAUGUCUCCAAUCGUUUGCUGUGGGGACCUUCAUGUACGUGGCUGUCCUCGAGGUCACAGAGCGACAGCGGUCAAGGACAUUGUGUGUGGAAAUUAUCCAGCAAAUGUUUCUGCUUUUUGGCUUCGGCUUGAUGGCAGAACUUCGAGCUCUAUUGGGCGAUUCAUAG
Messenger RNA from Candidula unifasciata, 1347 nucleotides. Lineage: Eukaryota; Metazoa; Mollusca; Gastropoda; Stylommatophora; Geomitridae. The record is from the annotation of a GenBank genome assembly.